AGCGGUGUUCCUGGCAUGACCCACGGGUCACAAUUUGGGUUCAUAGCUCUUGCUGCAAUGCAUAAAAAGGGAAUCCUCGCCCAUAGGAGACACACAGACCUACAGACAAGCAACAUGUGCUUCUCCGGUGCCAUUCUGGUCCUUGUCCUGGGGUGCCUUUUAUGCAUAGCAUGGCUGAAAGGGAGAACCAAAAAUACAACACUUCUGCCACCCGGACCUUCCCCACUACCACUGAUAGGUAACCUUCUUCAAAUCAGGCCAGAUAAGUUUCUGGAUACAAUGCUGAAGUUUCAGGAGAAAUACGGUCCUAUCUUUACUGUAUAUUUUGGCUCUCGGCCGGUAGUGAUGUUAUGUGGAUAUGAACUGGCUAAAGAGGCUUUGAUAGACCAAAAAGAUGGAUUUAGUGGAAGGGGAAAGAUGCCAAUGGUUCACUACGUCCUAAAAGGAUUUGGCAUAACAGGUAGUAACGGAGAACGAUGGAAACAAAUGCGCCGCUUUGCUCUUACAACAUUGAGAAAUUUUGGUAUGGGGAAGAGAUCCAUUGAAGAGAGAAUCCAAGAAGAAGCUCACUUUCUAGGGGAGGAAUUCAGCAAAACCAAAGGAGAGCCAUUUGACCCAACCUUCCUUCUAAGCUGCGCUGUAUCUAACAUCGUCUGCUCUAUCGUAUUCGGGAAGCGGUUUCAUUACAACGAUCAACAUUUCUUAUCGCUGCUUCGGAAUAUUAAUGGGAUCAUUCGCCUUAUGAACUCUACUUGGGGCUUGGUUGUUUACAACUUUGAGAGGCUCAUCCGCUAUGUUCCAGGACCUCCUCAGCGAGGGGUGCGAUAUUUACAUGAGCUUAAAGCAUUUGUUCGUGAGAUGGUGGAAGGCAGUCUAAAGACCCUGGACCCCCAUUCCCCUCGCCACUUUAUCGACUGUUUUCUGAAGAGGAUACAACAGGAUAAGGAGAAUCCAGACACAGAAUUUCAUAUGGAGAAUCUUGUGGCUUCAACAGUAAACCUAUUUACUGCUGGGACAGAAACUGUCAGCACAACUCUUCGCUACGGCUUUCUCAUCCUGUUGAAGCAUCCAGAAAUUCAAGUUAAGGUCCAGAAGGAGAUUGAUCGAGUAAUAGGUCAACGAUAUCCGUCAGCUGAAGACCGAACCAAGAUGCCUUACACUGAGGCCGUAAUCCAUGAGAUCCAGCGAUUUGGUGAUAUUGUCCCAACUGGACUGCCACACUGCACAACAGAGGAUGUAUCACUCCGGGGCUAUGUAAUACCCAAGGGCACAGAUGUGUUCCCAUUACUUACCUGUGUAUUGAAGGAUCCCACCCAGUUUCCAGAUCCAGAAGUAUUCUCGCCAACCAGGUUUCUGGACAAUAACGGAGGCCUGGAGAAGAAUCCAGCCUUGCUGCCUUUUUCUGCUGGAAGGCGGAUGUGCCCAGGGGAAAGCUUGGCCCGCAUGGAGCUCUUUCUUUUCCUCACCUCCCUCCUCCAGAAGUUCACCUUGACCUCCCCGGUACCUCGAGAAGACCUCAACUUAGCCCAUGAAGUCAGCAGUGCUGGACACUUUCCUCGCUUCUACAAAAUGUCUGCCAUUCUCCGCACUAGCACAAUAUAGUCUUGAUUUUGUUUUUUUUUAUUUUCCUAUUGUAAUUUACAUUCAACUUGUAUUUUCCUUUUAUACUGUAGUAGCAAAAUAAAAACAUAUUUAUUUAAGCA
Rana temporaria (common frog) is the source of this 1703-nucleotide messenger RNA. RefSeq names its product cytochrome P450 2G1-like. The coding region runs from base 16 to 1602 and encodes 528 amino acids. The transcript has 9 exons. The record is from RefSeq and is a predicted model, not a curated record. Gene Ontology annotation, cellular component: intracellular membrane-bounded organelle; cytoplasm. Gene Ontology annotation, molecular function: iron ion binding; heme binding; oxidoreductase activity, acting on paired donors, with incorporation or reduction of molecular oxygen, reduced flavin or flavoprotein as one donor, and incorporation of one atom of oxygen. Gene Ontology annotation, biological process: xenobiotic metabolic process. Lineage: Eukaryota; Metazoa; Chordata; Amphibia; Anura; Ranidae.